AUGGUUCGAACGUUUCGUGACCGCCCAUUCCCCGCUGUUUCGUUUCAGGUGAUGAAUCCACACGCGAUUGUCUCUGCGCUUAGAGCGGAGAGGAAGCUGAUUUCCUGGGAGGUCCUGCAUCCUGGACUGGUGUCCUUCUUGCACAACCACCGCGCGCUAUCUCCUCUUCCAUCUCGUCAUCCUGCCCGGGUUGGAACUCUGAAACCUAUCUCGGGAACGCAGAGGAUCUUAGCAUCUCCCGAUAUCCCAAUCACUGCCUUUUCAUGCUCCGGCCGCCCUAUAGGUUACUAUGCAGACCUUGAAACCAACUGUCAGGUGUACCACAUGUGCGGAGAGGGCCAAAGGCAGUACAGCUACAUGUGCCCCAACACCACUCUCUUCCACCAGAGGAUGCUCAUCUGCGCCCACUGGUACCAGGUCAACUGCAGCCGAUCCGAAAUGGACUACUCGGCCAACCUCCUCAUCGGCCAGAGGGAUAAGCCCUUCGUACCGGACUAUUUCACGGGUCUGGAGGAGGUGGGAGGAGAACCUCCGAACAGCGAGGAUCUCCAGCACAUCGGCUCCAGGCGUUCGGACAAGAUCUCUUCCAGCGACAGAGAGGACCUGCAUACCUCCAGCUCCGGCUCCUUCCUGCCCCCACGGAGGAACACGAUAGCGGAGUCUGCGACCAAGCCGACGGCGCCAACCUCUAGGCCGACCAACGUGUCCUUCAGGAGCACCAUCGAGACCCCCAGUUCGGACCCGGCUCUCGCCAGGACGCAGCCAAUGACCAGGGCGCCCCGGCCCACGCCGAGAACGAUUAUUCGUCCGAGGAGACCAUCUUUUAACCUGGAGCCUCCAGAAACAAACGUAGAGGAGACCAAUACUCUGGAGCUUCAUCUUCAGGACCCAAGGAGGGCUUUUUUCAUUCCUGAAAAGAGUUCAGAACUACCUGGGGCAGAUCCGAUAAUAGUGAGCAUCAAAGUCCACGGAGACUCGAGCUUCAGGAAGGCCGCUCCUGUUAGCAAUCAACUAGCCACUCGCUGUCAGAAAUGUCAUCCACUGUUCAUAAUUGACAAGAACAACUGUUCACCGUGCGUACUUGUCAGCUGAUCCCGUUCAAGACGGUAUCCAGCAAUCUCAAAGGCGUUUGUUUUGAUCCAUUAGUGGAUUUCUUCUUUGGAAAUUCUUUUAUGGAAGAUUUAUUUUUCUCCCUAUAAAUAUUUUUAAUUUAUUUAAUUGAUAAUUACAAACGGAGUGAACCUUUGCUACAGUAUUACUGAGAAUACACACAGAGGAUGGAGUUGGUUGAAAAUAGUAAACAUCCUCAUAUGUUGUAAAUAUUACAAUUACAAUGUGUUUACAUUGAUUUUUAAUUUAAUGGCAAUAUAACUUCAGCCUCAAAUAGCUCUCAAAAUAUUUAUAAUUUUUGAAUUGAGCUAAUGCUAACUCUCUUUUGUUUUUUAAUGAUUCAUUUAUAUUUAAAAGAGCAAAAUCUCAAAAAAGAGAACAAUUAUUUUCAGGAUAUUAUUGCAAGAUUUUGAUAAACAAGGCUUAAAGUAUCUCAAAUAAAUCAAUAUAAAUGAGCAAAAAAAAAAACAACUGAAUUAUUGACAGAAAAUACAUUUUAGGUUAUAAUUGGCAAAAUCUAACCACGCAAUCUUGUGUUUCUAAAAAGCAAGUAUAGAAAAAAAGUAGUUAUUUAGUUAUUCAGUGUUCAUCUAAUUCAUGUAUCAUCAUCAAGACAAAAUAAAAAACAAGAGUGUAAUGAUUUUUUUUUUUUUUUUUGUGCUGAUGAUGACCGAAUUGGCGAAACGUUAACAGAUUAUGUUGUUCUUAACUUACAUUUUGGAGACACUAGACUAUUAUAAAGAUUUUUGCAAUUCUGGCCUAAAAUCUCAAAGGCCAGUAAAAAAAUGGCCAGAAGAAGAUAAGAUCUGAUUAAUACAGAUAACACAUUCAACUUAAAGAUUAACUGAAUUAGUCUUAAUUAGAAUUAUUCAGUAUAGUAUUAUUAUACUAACUAAAAGCAUAAAAUUUUCACAUUAUUAGGUUGUUUCAUAUGAAAUGUCAGUUUUCAUAGCAAAGGGUUGUUUAGUAAAUCAACUUUUCAAUCCCAGAACUGAAAAAUUCAGAAUUUUGUGAAGAAUUAAUGCAGUUUUGACCUGAGAAUCAUUUUAAAAAAUUUUAUCUUCAAGGAAAUAGUCAAAUUUCUGAAAAGAUGGAAAUCUGUUGGAAAUAAGUCUGGCGAAUAAGGUGUAAGGACUUUGUAACACGGCUCGUUUAGUUUCUUCACUCUCUGUCGGGCACCAUGAGGUCUGGCGUUGUCGUGUAAGAGGAUAGGUAACUUCAGAUUAGCCAAUGUGAAUUGUUUUUUUGACAAGUUUCUUAUGCAUGUCGAUAUCAUUGCAGUAUGAUGUGAAUGCGAUGGUUUCAUCUAUGGGUAAAAAGAUGAAAUAAAUUAUUCCUGCCAUUGACCACCACACAGUAACCAAUAAUUUAUUAGGAUGCAUAUUUUUUUCAGACCAUCGGUGAAUGGUCCGUUUGUUAAAACAUCCUUUCCCGAUUUUCGUGGCAAUGUUUUUUGCACCUUGGACUACCAAGUGUUCAAGUUUAAACUCUUAAAAAAAUUACUCAAAAAUUGUGUGUUUCCAUGGUCAUAUUUCAUAGCACACUACAUAAUGUACAGUCAAGUGAAAUUACAGUUAACAUUAUCAAAAAUAAGAGGAAUGGCUCAUUAUAAUUUACUAAACGUAAACGUAGUAAACAACACAAGUCCACUAUAUCACACUUUGAAUUUCUGAAAUAAUAAAAAUGCAUAUUUCAUAUGGAAUGAUGCAAUAAAAAUUUGGAAUCCUCCAGAAAUUAAUAUUUGGUUCCUGAUUGAUUAAAACCUCAUUGUUAACAAUUUAACUUUGGAAAUCAUAUUAAAAAAAAGCAAUUAACACAAGAAGUUGGGAUUCGCCUAUGUUUAGAGGUGAUUGGUGCUUGUUUAAGAAAUAGAUUUAUUUCUGUAAUUUUGUAAGCACAUUAAAAAAUAUAAACCACAAUUUAAUUGUUGGAUAUUUCACUAAUAUUGUUUGUAUUUGAUUUAAUUGUUUUUAAAAAAAUAACUUUAUAAAAUAUUUACUUUAAAAAAUUGUUAGAAGGAAAGCUAUACAAUAAGGUAUUUUGUUAAAGUUAAAUAUAAUAAUUUUUAUUUAUUGUCUAAAUGUGGUUCUUUAUUUUGGCUCUGUAUAAAGUUUUAAUUUUUAAUAAUAUUUAAAAAAAAAAGAAACGAAAAGGUUCAACAACAAAAAAGAGAUUUUGUAUUUAAUGUAUUUGUAAUUAUUGGUAUUUUUUUUUUAAAUUAAAAAUGUUUCAAUACAGAUAGUGCUUCCAUGUAUUUAUUGAGAGUUCAUUGUCUAAAUAUGUUGUGAUAUUAAUGAGAUUAGAUAUUAGAAUUUGUUUUUUUUUUAUAUUGUAAAAAUAUAUAUAUACAUAUAGAAAUUAAUUAGAAUUUCUAAAAUGAUCAAAGUAGUUAAAUUAUUGUAUAAGUUUGUGUGUUUUUAGUUUGUUAUUUUAAAUAAACAUCAAAACUAUUUUAUGUUAUUUCAAAUGUAACUAGGAG
This is a messenger RNA of Nezara viridula (southern green stink bug), 3589 nucleotides long. Lineage: Eukaryota; Metazoa; Arthropoda; Insecta; Hemiptera; Pentatomidae. The record is from the annotation of a GenBank genome assembly.